Molecule: messenger RNA, 210 nt
Organism: Paramecium octaurelia
Lineage: Eukaryota; Ciliophora; Oligohymenophorea; Peniculida; Parameciidae
Source: the annotation of a GenBank genome assembly
AUGGGUUGUUCGUAAGCUAAGGCCAAAUAAUCGAUUUCGCUCAAGCUUAUAUAGUUGAAAUCUGCUUCGAAUCAAGAAAUGAUUCAAUAAAGUCUCUAAUAGGAAAAUAAAAAAUUUAAUGUCACGAAGAAUCCUAUCAUCAAGAGAAGAACGCAAAGGAAAAACAACAUGUCCCAAACUACAGUCUGGGCCUCAACUGUGAUUUCGUGA